AUGCGUAUCUUGGCCACUUUGCGAGAAAGGAACCUAAGUUACCUAAGAACGACAGCAGUCAAAGCGAAAAAGGCCAAACCUUUCAUUGCCCGCUUGAAUCAUGAUGUUGCUGUUCAGCUGGACUAUUACAUGUCUCCCCAGUUCGGGGGUAUUGCCUCCGCCUUGGUAAACAACCGCUACGAACAAGCCGGCCUUGGCCAAGUCAAGUUUCUUCCCACGUGUCCUCCUGGGCUCGAACAAGAGCGAGUGCGUAACCAUGCCAACUCUUCUUCUCCCAGCGCGGUCACUCUUGGAACUGUGGAACAGAACAUUUUCAUUCCCACGCUUCUAAACCAACCCGAGCUGAACACAACCGCUGUGGGUGCCAUGUUUCGAACCUCUCCCUUGUGUGUGGCAUCGCUGCGUCCACUCGAACCCGGAAUGACCAUUGGAGCCCACAGCGACACGGUCGAGUUGUUGCAACGAAUCUUUCCACAAUGCAAGGUCAUUGCUUCGCCUAGAAGUACCAAAAAUGCAGACUUGCAAAGUGGAAAAGUCGAUGCUAUUCAAGCCUACACAACCACCGAAGUUCCAACUUUGGAACGACUCCUGAACGACAAAGUGUGUGUCACCACCUUGGAAGGGCAUGGCCACACGAAACUUGGCUAUUCGCAGCUUAUCUUUGCAGCCAAUGAAUGCUUGACCGACGAUCGGCGCGAAAUUACGCAAGCGUUUUUGGAGGCAACCUUUCAGGGAUGGAAGGACGUCAUUCAGGAUCCACACCAGGGCGUCAAAGCGGUACAGGAGGCACAAAAGAUGUUGAAGCAUUUGGACGAUGAAGGGAACGAUCACUGGUAUCCUUCAGAAGAGUUCCAGUUGGAAAUGUUGCAGCUUUGUAAUGCCCAAGUCAAGCAGACGUUCCAGGGCGAUCGCUAUGGAGUCAUUGCCCCUCGUCGAUGGAACCAGGCAACAGACUGGCUUUUGGAUAUCAGCAACGCGUCGCCAGACGACGAUACUAAUUUCGCUUUGGACACUACCAUUUGGCAGCCUCCGUCGUCUCAGUUGGCAGGUGGUGAACUGGGAUAUCGACUCAUGGAGGAUGCCAAGGCAUCCGCCGAGUUCUUUCUCAAAACCCAUGGGCGAAAGCCGUCGCUCGCUGUUAUUACAGUGGGAGAACUGAAGCGCUAUACCCACGCCCAGAAACGUCUACAACUGUACUCCGAUCCCGCCAAAAGUUGGUUUGCAAAGACUGCAACUGGAGAAGCAAACGGAUUUGAAGUGGACGAGAUCUUUCUUGAUGAUUCCAUCACAACUGACGAACUAUUGAGUCAGAUCUACAAGCUUCAGAAAGAUGAUAAUCUAGAUGGAAUCCAGCUCAUGUGGCCUCUGCCAGAUCAUAUUGAUACGGCCAGAGUAUUCAAUGCAAUCGAUCUGGCCCGAGAUGUGGAUGGAAUUCAUUUCGUGGGCCAGUCCGAGGUCGGCAGUUCAGAUCCGUUCGCUCCAGUAACGCCUGCGGCCGCCAUGGAGCUGCUGAAAGAAAACGAUAUCAACGUCAAAGGGAAGCGGGCACUUGUGAUUGGACGAAGCCCGAUUGUAGGAUCUCCAAUGGCGCAUUUGUUACGUGAGCAAGGCGCUGUUGUCACAGUGGCCCACUCCGAGACAACACCUAGCCUAAUGGAGAAGCUUGUUGGAGAAGUCGAUAUUAUUGUGACGGCAGCAGGAGAACCGGGCCUGAUUCCAGCAGAGUGGAUCCCAGGUUCGGCUACUGUUGUGAACAUCGGUGCAACUUUCGACGAGGAAACAGACUCUUUGGUCUCUGACGUUGCCGGAGAUCUCUCCACGGUGGGUUGUCGCUACAGUCCCGUUCCAGGAGGUAUUGGCCCUUUGAGUGUGCCUAUUUUGUUCCAAAACACUGCCAAGGCGGCAUGGAAACGUGUCAGCGAUGUUUCGUCGCAUGUGAGCCAAACAUGGACCAAGACUCCAGCAUCGAUCCGCAAAUCCUUUCACUUUCCCACAUACACCGCAGCCCUCGAGUUCGCGGACAAAGUCAAUGAAAUGAGUGACAUCAUGGAUCAUCAUGCCAACAUGACUUUUUCGCAUCAAUGUGUGGAUGGAGUCGAUGUCGUUAUGGAAUUUUUUACCUUUGACGCCAACGAACUAACCGAAAAGGACUAUGAUGCAGCAAGGGUCGUGGAAUUGGUGUAUGGUGAGAAUGCUAUCAAUAUGGCCGACUUCACCUAUGAUUUGAAGGAGUCUUCUAUUGCCGUCUAUCCAGCGGAUCCUCGAGGUUCAUCGAAGCUUCUCCACCUGAGUUCGAAUGGACAAGUCAAGCACUAUGCGACAUUUUCCGAAACGUUUACUAAGAUUCUCCCGAAAGGCGCCCAUAUCAUCUUCAACGAAAGCCGUGUGUUGGAUGCCAGGCUUUUUGUGGAGGGAGCUGGAGAAGACUCUGUGGAGCUUAUGAUUUUGGACCUGGGAAGCGUGAAACUUGACGUUCCUUGCACAGAAGUUGCCCUCACGGCUAUGCUCCGCGUCGAAAGUGUGGACGAAGGCGACGUUGUAAAGGACAAGAUCACAGGUACCAAAAUUGUAGUUGAGAAAGUUCUUGGUGUUUGGAAAGAAGACGAGAAAAGCGACGGAAAUGGAAUGGAGUGCAUUGUGCGCAUCCAUUCGGACGAUUCCGUCGACAAGUUUCUCGACAACGCUGGCUCCACGCCUAUCCCUCCUUAUUUUCAGCGGGAAGCGGAAGCCUCAGAUAAGGAGGCAUACAACAAUGUAUACGCUUCCACCGGAGGUUCCGUCGCGGCUCCCACUGCUGGAUUGCACUUUACGGAACCAGUCCUGGAGUCCAUUGGCGCUGACAACAUUUCAUAUGUUACCCUUCAUGUCGGUGCCGGAACUUUUCAGCCGGUUGUAGCGAGUGAUGCGCGUGACCAUGCCAUGCAUGCCGAAAGCUUUUGUGUGUCGGUCCAUGAGAUUAAACGCAUUGUCGCAGCUUCCAAGGCUGGCAAGCCUCUAGUUGUG
Messenger RNA from Seminavis robusta, 3003 nucleotides. The record is from the annotation of a GenBank genome assembly. Lineage: Eukaryota; Bacillariophyta; Bacillariophyceae; Naviculales; Naviculaceae.